Molecule: messenger RNA, 729 nt
Organism: Brassica napus (rape)
Lineage: Eukaryota; Viridiplantae; Streptophyta; Magnoliopsida; Brassicales; Brassicaceae
Product: secreted RxLR effector protein 161-like
Exons: 2
Coding region: 1-729 (242 amino acids)
Source: RefSeq, a predicted model, not a curated record
AUGGAAGAGUGUAAUGCAGUUCAGACGCCAAUGGAGUUUGGUCUGAUAGUUUCAAAAGCCGAAGAAGAAAGAAGCAUCGAUGAAACGAAUUAUAGGCGGAAGAUUGGUUGCUUACGGUAUCUCUUGCACAUGCGUCCUGACCUUGCGUUCAGCGUAGGGCUAUUAUCAAGGUAUAUGCAUAACCCUAAAACCUCUCAUGGAGUAGCAUUAAAGCAAGUCUUGCGGUACCUAAGGGGCACAACGAAGCUCGGCCUUGUGUACAAGCGUGCAAACACAAUAGAGAUAAAAGGAUAUAGUGACUCAAGUCAUAACAUAGAUGAUGAUGACGGUAGGAGCACCACAUGUCAUAUAUUCUAUUUGAAUGAUUGUCUAAUCACUUGGUGCUCUCAGAAGCAAGAAACCGUGGCUCUAUCAUCUUGUGAAGCAGAAUUUAUGGCUGCAACCGAAGCUGCGAAGCAAGCCAUAUGGCUACAAGAAUUCCUGGAGGAGAUCACCGAGAAGCCAAGUCGGAAAGUGGUCAUUCGCAUGGACAACAAGUCAGCUAUAGCUCUUACUAAGAAUUCAGUCUUUCAUGGCCGUAGUCACUUUGCAGCCGUGUGCCCUGAUAGACUACUCAAACUACAAGAGACAACCGAGAAUAAAGAAGGAGAAGAAACACAAGAAGCCGAGGGACUCAUGAUGCAUGAGAUUUCGAAUCCAACACUGAUGGAGACAAGAUAUGGUAUUUAG